AUGAUGCCCCAGUAUGACCUGUCCAGGAUGCCAGAAAACACAGCCCUGAAGCAACAAACAUUGCCUGCCCACCAGCUAGAUUUAUCUGCCUCGGUGGUCCUCUCUAUCUUUUUUGCCACAGGAGGAUUCUGCCUCUGUAUGGGCAUCAUCCUUCUACUGUCUGCAAAGAGCACCAAGGAAAUCGAGAUUAAUUACACAAAUAUAUGCGCAAACUGUGCUCAGCUACGGGAAGAUAGCUCAAAUUUUGACAAAGAAUGCACUUGCUCUGUUCCCUUUUACCUUCCAGAGAAAAUGGAGGGUGACGUUUACAUGUACUACAAACUGUAUGGUUUCUAUCAGAACCUCUAUCGAUAUAUUCUGUCGAGAAGCAACAGUCAACUGGUGGGGAAGGAUAUUUGGGAUGUUAAGAACUGUUCUCCGUUCCAACUGUCCCACAACAGCACCCCCAUCAUUCCUUGUGGUGCAAUUGCCAACAGCAUAUUCAAUGAUACCAUCACUCUUUCAUACAACCUUAAUUCAUCUAUAAAUAUAGAAGUCCCAAUGCUAAAGAGUGGGCUUACAUGGUGGACAGAUAAGUAUGUCAAAUUUCGGAAUCCAAGAGCCAGUGAUCUUGCUAGUGCAUUUGCAGGAAGUGCAAAGCCUCCACACUGGGCCAAACCUAUCUAUGAACUAGAUACAGAUGACCCAGGAAACAAUGGCUUCAUCAAUGAGGACCUCAUUGUAUGGAUGCGCACAGCUGCUUUUCCCACUUUCAAAAAACUGUACCGCCGACUCAAUCGUGUGCACAAUUUUGUUGAAGGUUUACCUGCUGGUAACUACAGUUUCAACAUCUCCUACAAUUUUCCAGUUACCAUGUUCCAGGGAGAAAAAUCUGUUGUUCUUUCCACCCUGACAUGGAUUGGAGGAGGUGGCCUUUUCUUGGGGCUCACUUACACAGUGACAGGAGCAUUGACAUUGUUGGCCUCUUUCGCCAUCCUGGCAAUUUACUUGAUGCUGAAAAGGAAUAAAAAAAGUUUCCUGUAG
Messenger RNA from Onychomys torridus (southern grasshopper mouse), 1023 nucleotides. Its product is annotated as cell cycle control protein 50C. The transcript has 7 exons. NCBI's taxonomy places the organism in Eukaryota, Metazoa, Chordata, Mammalia, Rodentia, Cricetidae. Gene Ontology annotation, biological process: phospholipid translocation. The record is from RefSeq and is a predicted model, not a curated record. Bases 1 to 1023 code for a protein of 340 amino acids. Gene Ontology annotation, cellular component: endoplasmic reticulum; plasma membrane; Golgi apparatus.